This is a messenger RNA of Encephalitozoon cuniculi GB-M1, 2025 nucleotides long. RefSeq lists its product as uncharacterized. The transcript has a single exon. Bases 1 to 2025 code for a protein of 674 amino acids. The record is from RefSeq and is marked provisional. NCBI's taxonomy places the organism in Eukaryota, Fungi, Microsporidia, Unikaryonidae.
AUGGGUGAUUAUGAUGCAAUCAACGACGAGAUAAAGAACUUCCUGAGCCUUACAGACAGAAGCCCAUGCGAGAAUGCCCUCUCUGCCAAGGAGCCGAAGACGGACGAGGAGAACCUUUCCUCUCUGAUAGCGCUCCUUACUAGUUUGCAAAGUGUGUACAACGAAAUCAACACAAACCUUGCUGCAGGAGACGGCGAAGGGCUUAAGAAUGUCCUGCUGAACAGCGACAUCAAGAUGUCUCUUGUGUGCGAGUCUCUGAUGAGGGUUCUGAAGGAUGUGUCGCAGGAAAAGAGCGAGCUUGUGAAGAGCGAGGAGAAGCACAAGGAGAAGAUAAGAAAGCUCAACGAGGAGAAGGAGAGUCUUGAGAUCAGACUAAACAAGAUGGAGAGUGAUCUUGAGUUUGUCAACAGGGGAAACCAGGAGCUCAGCCGAAUCAUCAGGGACCAGAAGAACAAGAUUCAGGGGUUUAAAGAGAAGGCAGAUCUUGAAAAAAGGAACUGCGACAGCUUUCGGUCGAUAAAUGAGGAGCUAGAGACGCUGAGAAAGAAGGCCCUAGAAAAGUGCGAUGUCUACGAGAGGGAGAUAGGGGUGCUAAAGGAGUAUGUGAAGGAAAGGGCCUUGGAGAUUGGAAGGUUGAAAGAUAGGGCGAGGCAAGACGAGUCUGAAAGGGAAAGCCUCAGCAAGAAGAUAGUGGCUCUCGAGAAGAGCAACGAGCUACUUCGAAAGAAACUGGAGAUGAAGGAAAAUGCUCUUGGAAUGUGCAACUCGGAGCUGUCGAAGCUGAUUUCAAAAGAAAAAAGGAUUGAGAACGAGCUUGAGAGGAUGAAGGAGAGGGCGUCUUACUACGAGAGGCUUUACAACGCCACCAACAGUCAAAAUGAAUACCUCAACAGCCAGCUUUCCAAGAUGAUAAGGAGUUCCGACAAGAUAGAGGUUCCUGAAUACGAUCCCGACGGACAGCAGGAGGUGACUGCAGUAUCUGAUGAGAAGCACACGAAGGACACGGAAAGGAGUGAUGUGAAGAGGAUAAGGAAGUACAGGCGUAGGAUUUAUGAGCAAAGAAAGGCUAAUGAAAAGCAGAGUGCGGAGAUUCGUGACCUGAACAGGGAGGUUGAAGCUCUUAGAAGCGAGGUUUCGAGACUUCAAGAAGAAAGGGCGAGAACGGUUAGUGGAAAUGCCAAAAUCAUGGAAGAGCUGAUGGGCAAGGUGGAAAGCCUACUGGAGAAGAAUCGGGAGUACCAAGGGAUUAUUUAUGAGCUCCGGGGAAAGAACGCAAGGGAGGACAGGAGCCGUGUGGAUUUCAAUGACAGCUUCAGGACUGUGAAUGACGGGGAGAACGAACAACAGGAGAAGGAGGACUUCCCGAUUCCGGGAGUUCUUGGUAAAGACGAAGCCUGGGGAGGCCGAGACGGGUUGAAACCCUUUGGUUUCGGAAACGACUACGAAAAGAAAAUGAAGGAGGAUGAUGCGAAUGAUGGCCUGCAUGGUAUGGAUAAGACUUAUAACGGAGAGGUCGGAAAUAUUUAUUCGAGGAUGAGCUUUCCGAAGAAACGGCACGAAGCAAAUGGGGAUGGUGGGCCGAUUAAGCUGAAUCUUCCGGACAGUUUUUAUAGCAGCCUUGUAAAUCCCGGGAAAGAAGCAUUUCUGGGCAGCGGAGAAGAUGCAGAGAAGGCUUCUGUGAAGAAUGAAGGCAAGGCGGAUGUGCUGCACAAAGACUCUGGAUAUUUGGACGAUCCGUUUGACAGUAUAAGCAACAAGAAUCUUAGAAGAGGUGAUGAGGAGAAGGUUGAGUCUGAAGCCAGCAGCACGUCUCCCAAAACGGUCCGCACGACCUCGACCCUGCAUGAAAUGCUAAGGCGGACUGAUGCUCUGCAAGAAAAGUUUGAUAAGUUGGAGGACCAACUUAAUGCAAUAAAAAGUAGUGACAAGGUCGAUGCCGAGAAGGUUCAUGACCAAAUCAAGGCCUACAAGAACUAUUACUAUUCAGAUUACCUGGAUAUGUCGAAUGGGUCUGAUGUCAUCUGA